Messenger RNA from Saccoglossus kowalevskii, 4176 nucleotides. RefSeq names its product degenerin unc-8-like. Gene Ontology annotation, cellular component: plasma membrane. Gene Ontology annotation, molecular function: protein binding; ligand-gated sodium channel activity. Gene Ontology annotation, biological process: sodium ion transmembrane transport. The record is from RefSeq and is a predicted model, not a curated record. NCBI's taxonomy places the organism in Eukaryota, Metazoa, Hemichordata, Enteropneusta, Harrimaniidae.
AUGGAAACACACCAACCCGCAUCUUUAGUGGUACAGGAGGACGAGAUUAUCAAAAUUACUAUCACUCAUGUCAGCCCUACAGUAAUCAAAGCAUCAUGGCAGAUAUAUGGAACGAUUACUGGCGACAGCAUAAUUAUUUUGUUGGACCCAGCAGCGGACGGCGUAUUUCCUGUUUCAUUGUCUACAUCUCUCAUGGAAUACACGUUUUCUGGAUUAUUUCCCGGCACGCAAUACAGCAUUUUUGUGUCUGCAUUUGUAAAUGGAAGGAAUAUUACAGCCACAGAGAGCAGACGAACGACUGGAAAUCCUUGCGACGGGGAUCGUUGUCAAAAUGGCGGAGUGUGUCAGCUCGUGAUCGGCCUGUAUACAGCAUACAGUUGUUACUGCACGGAUUGCUAUCACGGUGAACACUGUGAAUACGGUCCUUCUGCUUGCAACAGUAAUCCGUGUGUAAAUGGUGGUGUAUGCCAACUGAAAGAAGGGUCGUGUACUGACUACGAAUGUUUGUGUCCAACAUGUUACUCCGGCACGAACUGUGAAAUCGAUAACAAUGCCUGUAACACCAAUCCGUGUCCGGUCCGAGAAGGAUUCAAUACCACGUGUCAUCCGAUUGGGGACCAGUGCAGUGAUUACGAAUGUAAAUGUAGUAACAAAGAAGAUGGGUGUUAUGUUGGUAAACAAUGCCAAACAGUGUACAACCCAUGCCAGCCAAAUCCAUGUAGUCGUGGAGUUUGUUUGCCGGACGAGGUUUCCUGUAAUCAUAGAUGCGAAUGUCCCGGAUGUUUCACUGGUCCAGAAUGCCAGGACCUUCUUGACCCGUGUUUGGAUGACUUGUGUCAGCACGGAGAGUGCGUACGUGAUGAGAGGUCGUGCUACCAGUAUUCGUGUUCAUGUGACGACUGUUAUACCGGUAAAUACUGCGACAAACUUGUGAAUGACUCCUGUGAGUUUUUUCAACCAUGUCGUAAUGGCGGUACGUGCAGGACAGUUGAAGACAAAUGCAUGGAUUAUCAAUGUAAAUGUCCGCCAUGCUAUGAAGGGAAGGUGUGCCAAAACUGGAAGAAUCCAUGCGACUCGAGUCCGUGUCAGAACCAAGGAAUAUGCGAGCCAUUGGAAGGAUCUUGUACGGAGUACAAUUGUACGUGCCCUACUUGUUAUAAAGGAGACAUGUGCGAAACGAGUUUUGAUGCUUGUCGACUCAUGCCUUGUCACAAUGGCGGAACGUGUAUUCCAUCGGAGGACUGUUUGGCGUACACUUGUAAAUGCAAUACGUGGUGGAUAGGUCCAGACUGCGAAUUGAACCUUGUGUCAAUUCUGAUCGCAGCGCAGGUCCUUUUGGUGGCCAUCUUGAUUGCAAUAAAUGUAACUGUGGUAUGCGUUCGCAAACGACGAAAAAAGAAGAAAAUGGCUCUGCGCAGACGCAGUGCACUGUAUCGGCACAAGAGUAUGGUUCAAGGUCGGCACAAUAAUGGAUAUACAGUGGAUAUCGCUAGCAAUGGAAACAUCCCAAAGUCGACGGCGUCACCGGAAGACGCUGGCGAUGAUGUGUUAGGUGAUGACGUGUCACUUUCUAGUUGCGAUGAAAACGAAGACAAGAACAAGUCACAGUUUGCACAUGAACUGAACCAGGUCACUCACGAAUUCUGCGACAAUACUACUUGGCACGGUCUUCCCAAUAUUGGUCGCUCGAAAUCAAGCGCAAGUCGCCUGUUAUGGGCGUUGGUGGUGCUCGGUGCCUGUAUUGGUUUUAUCGUACAGGCCUCUGUGAUGGUGUUUCGGUUCUUUGAUUACAAAGUGAAUAUCGAUAUGGAGGAGAUAGCUUGGCCCACAUUGCCGUUCCCGGCAGUAACGGUAUGCAACACGAACAAAGUACGAGCAUCAGCGCUGCGACUGAGCAACCAUUACCCGUUUGUAAAUCUCAUGCUGAACGUCAAAGUCCAAGCCUACUACGUUCCGUGUCUUCCCGGGGACUUUAUUUGUAACAACGGUGUCCACUGCGUCAAAGCCUAUCUUGUAUGCGAUGGAAUGAGGAAUUGCCCGGAUGGAAGCGACGAAUUCGGUUGCGAUUACAGUAACUAUGUGUGCGGUUCAGACCAGUUCAAAUGCUCCAAGGGAGGUUUAUCCGGCGUGUGUAUCCCAUCGUCACUGCAAUGCGAUGGCAUUCCAGACUGUAACGAGAAAGAAGACGAGAAGAAUUGCGGUGGCGGUGAUGCCCGAGAGUGCGAGGGAUUUUUCUGCGAUGGCAAUUUCUGUCAUCCCUACACCGAUAAAUGCGACUAUAAGAAAGACUGUCGAGACGGGAGUGACGAGGACGGGUGUAAAUUUAGAGUAUGUCAAGAAUGGGAAUAUACAUGUGACAACAAAAAAUGUAUUCCCCGUGAAGAACACUGCGAUUGGAACGACAACUGCGGCGAUAAUAGUGACGAAGUUGGCUGCCAAUAUAGACCAUGUAACAAGAACGAGUUCAAAUGUGACAGUGGUGAGUGCAUCAAAGGAUGGAAGGUGUGUAACAGUUUCAAUGACUGUAAAGAUCACAGUGAUGAGCUACAGAACUGCACAAGCUUACUGUGUACCGAUAUUCAAGAGCAGUGUCCACACUGGGCAGACAAUGGAGAGUGUGAGCAGAAUCCCUCAUACAUGAUGAGAUACUGCCCUCUAAGUUGUAAAAUAUGUGAAGGAAAGCAAGUCACACCGGAUGAACUCGGUAAUUGUCCGCCUGAUUUUUUCAAGUGUGAUGAGAAAUCCUGCAUUGAUGACGUUCUGUUCUGUGAUAUCAACAGCGAUUGCCCGGACGGUAACGACGAAUUCUGGUCGCAGUGCAUCUACAAAGAUUUAAGUAAAACAGACGUUUUCGAAGACGGGUGGUGGCAUCGUUACUCCAACAUGUCGAAAACGUCUACCCCAAAGAAUCUCUACGACGAUUUUUUAAGGUAUUAUUAUAAAGAUCCUGGGUUCGACAGAGUAAGACGUGAAGAUCCUCCUGACUGGAACGGAUUUGUCACUUUUAGCGCCACUCCUGAUUUCAGCGACCUUCAAAAUGUGCUCCAGUUAAACACGGAAGAGAUCAAUGAGUAUGGUCACCAAGCCGAAGAUUUCAUUUUACAAUGCAGUUACAACGAACGGCCGUGUAAUUACAGUGACUUCAAAUCCUUUGAAAGCAAAGUAUAUGGCAACUGUUUUACCUUUAAUCAUGGGGAGGAUGGAGAUCUUCGAAAUGCUACGAAGUCAGGAGCACAAUACGGAUUGAAGCUAACUUUAUUCACUGAACAACAUGAGUACCUUGGAAUAUACGGUCAAGAAUCAGGUGUUCGCGUUACUCUUCACCAUCCUUAUGAGAUGCCUAUGCCAGAAGACAAUGGUCUGACAGCCAAAACAGGGGCCGCCACAUCAUUUGCCAUACGUCAGAAUAUCUACGAGAGGAAAGGCAAGCAAUAUAGCGACUGUAAUAGCACGACAGAUCCCAUAUAUCGAAAUUACAGACAUUCUACUCUGGGUUGCAGACACUUCUGUUUACAAUCCAGAAUGCAAGAAUACUGUGGUUGUAUGGAUGUUCCAUUUUAUGGUGGAGGAAAAUGUCAUAUCUUGAAUAAAACACAGGGUGAGAAAGUUGUUUUUAUCACGGAUUUUUAUGAUGAAGAGGCAUGUCGUCAACUGAUGCAUUAUUUACAACAAAAUCAAGUACUGCCAUGCGACUGUUGGCCACCGUGCGAGGAAGCUGGUUUUGAUAAAACUACAUCUCUGGCUUCUUGGCCUUCGGACAGCUAUUUGAGACAACUAUUGAAAAGUAUAAAUGCAAUCAACCCGAAAACGAAACGAAUAUCUGACUACGAGUCAGCGCAGAAAAAUCUGGCGUACAUUGAGGUCUAUUACGAUAGUUUAAGUGUGCAAUACGUGAAGGAAACGAUAGCAUAUACGAGCGAUGACCUGAUGAGUGAUAUGGGCGGACUGCUAGGCCUCUAUAUCGGCGUGUCUGUUAUCACAAUCUGCGAAUUCUGUGUAUUUAUCAAAAGUCUCUUUACUUUGUUCGCUUUGAAACUUACCGCCUGUAUAUGUGUUCGUAGUAAACACAAGAACGAAACUGAUGAAACUGCACAAGCAGACGAAGAAAAUGACGUGGGGAAAGAUGGAGCACAGGAUAUGAAUAACGCCCUUGAGAUAGAGUCUGAAACGCUUUGA